UGUAGGUUGUGACUGUGAAUCUGAGUUCAGAUUCAUUGUAGGUAUAUGUAAUACAUUGUACUUUUGUUUUUUUUUUAAUAAUUGUCGUCAUUAUGUUUAAAUAGUAAAAACUACAGCGUAUGUAAAUUUUACGUUUGACAGAGUUUGAGACAUUUAUUUGGUGUUAGUGAGUAGUCAUGAAAUAUGAUUGCGAUGGUGGCAAAGUCUUUAUUUGCAAUCCUGGUAAUUGCGUCGACUGUUACUUCCAGAAUACAUAAGCUGCCUCUUACGGAUGAUGAACGUCACUAUGUUGACCUCACAACUUUUGGAUUCUUCCGAGGGGGAAUUUUGGAAGUACAUAUGAUUAAUUUCAUGUUACCAUCAGGACCUGUGGGCGAGUACGGUUUUACCCUGGAUAGAACAGUAAACGAUGCUAUAAAUCCAUAUUUGGAAGUGCAUUCAGAUACAUGUAUUCUGAAAGGAGUGGAGAAGAGCAGCACACUUCUUUCACCGCAUCAUCCGGCUAUUGUUUUCUUGAAAAUGGACUUUAAAAAUCUAAGGUUGAAUAUAACUUGUGAAGGUGAAGUGACAGCGCUGCAUCUCUACCAGAACCGUUCGAUGAUACCUAUUGACCGGACGAAGAGACAAUCGCAAUACAUGUUCGUGAACAGACGGCGAAGAUCAAUUGAUGCGUCAGUUGACACUGGAGAGGAUACAUUGGGCCCGCAGUGCUCUUACGCUGUCCUUCCAAUCACAAAGGAAACGCGCAAUGGUUUCGACUACUACAAUACAAGUUUCGCAAUGUACGUGGCGUCGGAGAAAGAGGAAGGUCUCUACAACCUGUACUUUCACAACUGCCCCCGCGAAGACGUCAACAAUCCUCCGCCUAUUAACGUGAUGAUUGAAAUAUAUGAGAGCAACGAUGGCAAUUUCCUGUCGGCUGGCGAGAUGCCGCUCCCGGCCCUGUACAGCAUGAUGUCACUUAUAUUCUUACUGAGCGCCGGCUUCUGGACAUUCAUCUUAAAAACGAGCCGGCACACAGUGUACCGGAUACACAUCAUCAUGUGUGUCUUGGUGUACUUGAAGGCCAUGUCACUGGCUUUCCAUGGGAUCAAUUACCAUUUCAUUCAGACGAGGGGAGAACAUGUAACCGCAUGGGCUAUACUCUACUAUAUAACGCAUUUGUUAAAGGGAGCGGUAUUGUUUGUUACGAUAGUGCUCGUGGGAACUGGGUGGAACUUCAUAAAGCACAUCCUCGCUGACAGAGAUAAGAAAAUUUUCAUGAUUGUUAUUCCAUUGCAGGUCGUGGCUAACGUGGCAGAGAUAAUAAUAGCGGAGAGCGAAGAAGGAGCCGCAGAACACAACGCUUGGCGCAUACUGUUUAUAUUCGUCGACAUGCUUUGCUGCGGCGCCAUCAUGUUCCCCGUCGUCUGGUCGAUACAUCACCUAGAGGAUUCUUCCACGACCGACGGUAAAGCGGCUGUCAAUCUUCGGAAAUUGAAACUGUUCCGGCACUUCUAUGUGAUGAUUCUUUGCUACAUAUACUUUACUAGGAUCAUUGUUACCAUUUUGGAGAACACGGUACCAUUCCAAUACUCGUGGAUAGACGAGAUGUUCCGCGAGAUGGCCACCUUCGUGUUCUUUGUGAUGACGGGGUACAAGUUCAGACCGGCUGCCGCUAACCCGUACUUCACACCGACGCACCUGGACGAUGUCGAGCCCAAAGUUUUAUCAGAUAUUGGAGUCUUAGACGGCGUGACCAACAGGGAAAAGAAGAGAGAGGACAUGCAACCGCUCAUGCAAGAUAAUAAUUCAGAUUAAAUUCUACUUUAUAUAACUAUAUGUAUGUAAUUAAAUAAAUAAGCAUAGUUUUAAUCAAUCAAAGGUAUAUUAUAAUUUUGAAAUGUAUAUGUAGUGUAUAGUUGUGAAUAAUUCCUUUGUUUGUUAUUUUACUAGUUAUACGAUUCAGUGUAGGGCUUUUAAUAUUAAACAGUAACGUUUUGCGGUAAAAAUGUUAAAUUUGAAAUUCCAGCAGUGGACUGGCAUUAUUUUAGAACGGAUAAUGCCUUUCACUGAGCCAAAUUUUGAUUGACUGAUGUGACCACUUACCACCACGUUAGCAAUUUAUGUUCUACUCAUCGCAGUAUCAUUUUCAAUUUUUGAAGGUUGUAGGCUUUCGCACAGGCCUAUUCUACCACCGAAUUGACGGUUCCGUUUUGAGUAGUGAGUGAGCCAGUGUAAUUACAGGCUCAAGGGACAUCUUAAAUCAUGCGAUUAGCGGUGCAUAAGUGACAGUUGUAGUGCCAACGUAUAUGGGCGUCAGUCUUUAAAAAAAAAUUCAACAAAAAAUCUACAAAUUAAUUUCAGUAAACAAUAUGACUGAACUAAUAUUGCUAAGACACGACUAAUAUUGACUGAGAGGCGGUCCAAGGUUGUAAAUAUUAAUGUAUUUAAGCUAAUUCUUAAAUCUCAUCAUCCUAAUAUAUAUCGUGAAUUUAAUUACUUUGGAAUAAUAAACGACACCACUAAUACUUUUGUAAUUAACAUUUUCUUUUUAAACAUAAACUUAAAUAGGAAUUUAUUAUUAAAUAUAGGAUAUUAAUAUGUAUAUUUAUGAAAUAAAAAUGAUUUAAAAACUACUUAUUCAUCAAACCUAAAUCAACUUAAUGAUUAAUUGUUAAUAAUGAUUAAUUCGAUGUUAAUAUAUUUUUUAAUAUACUUAAAUAUUUCUUAAUAUAUAAUAAUUUCCUUACUUAUUAUAAACAUUUCUUAGCGGGUGAAUACUUAAACAGUUGUUCUUCUUUCGAAUGUCAAAUCAAUAAUGACAGAAACACAGACCCUAAUUGUCUUUAAGACAUAAAGUAGUAUACAUACACAUGAUAGGUACACUCUGAAAAAAAAAAGAGUUAAAAAUGGAUACAUUCAAAAAUACUUUUUGUUUAAUUGUUUUUUUUUUUUUACAAAAUAAUGUAAAGCGCUUGUUUCUUAAUUAAGCACUAAUCUGAGGUUGUAAAAUAAUAAUGAUUGGCAAAUAAUAAAAUAUAAAUUAUAUCUCCGGUCGGAUGGGUCGUGUGUUGUGUCUAGUCGCGAUUUUUUUUUUUAUAGUUUGACGCGGUAUGUAAUAACCACAUAAUAUUAUCACCCUUGUAAUUAUUUUGUUAUUAAAUGAAUUAACGGUUAUUCUUAAUUUUUUUGGUUUGUUGGAAUGAAAAAAAAAGGAAAAAACAACUUUUAUUGUAUAAACAUUUCUUGUAUGCCAUUAAUUGUAUUGUAAUUGGUUUAAGAUAAAAGGCGAGAAUUGGAUCAUAAGGUCGAUAAUGGAGUUAGCUCCGAACCCUCUCCUCAAAAAGUUCAUUUUUUUUUAACGUGUCAAUUCUCGUGACCUUAUAUAUUUUUAUAUAUUUUGGUAGACGUUAAUGUGCCUGUGUAAUGCUAA
Nymphalis io (European peacock) is the source of this 3415-nucleotide messenger RNA. Its product is annotated as protein GPR107. Gene Ontology annotation, biological process: transport. The record is from RefSeq and is a predicted model, not a curated record. The coding region runs from base 184 to 1800 and encodes 538 amino acids. The transcript is spliced from 12 exons. NCBI's taxonomy places the organism in Eukaryota, Metazoa, Arthropoda, Insecta, Lepidoptera, Nymphalidae. Gene Ontology annotation, cellular component: Golgi apparatus; membrane.